Molecule: messenger RNA, 1865 nt
Organism: Meleagris gallopavo (turkey)
Lineage: Eukaryota; Metazoa; Chordata; Aves; Galliformes; Phasianidae
Source: RefSeq, a predicted model, not a curated record
GCCACCCUGCGAGAAGUCCCAGCUCUCUGUGAAAGAACCCCUGUGUCCCUGGCUUGUCACAGAGUACGGGCUUUCUCAUCGGGCUCCUGGGGCUGGGAGCAGCUGAACAGGGAUGUGGUGUCCGUGAAGCCCAAGGCCCACAGCCGACAGUCACGGAUGAACUGCUACGUGGAGGUGGCGGGCGAUGGGCUGCCCAGCGAGACCAAGAAGACGGGAAAGCAGAUGGGGAGCUCUGAGCUGCUGUGGAAUGAGAUCCUCAUCUUGAACGUCACGGCUCAGAGUCACCUGGACCUGAAGGUGUGGAGCUGCCAUACGUUGAGAAACGAGCUGCUGGGCACCGCCUCCGUCAGCCUAUGGAACCUGCUCAAGAGUGGUGGGAAAUUGGAGAACAGGCAGCUGACCCUGAACCUGCAGACGGAGAACAAAGGCAGCGUUGUCUCCGGUGGAGAGCUGACGAUUUUCCUGGAUGGGCCGGCUGUUGAUCUGGGAAGCCUGCCGAAUGGCAGUGCUGUGACAGAGGGUGAGUGCCGCCCUGCUCCGCAUGCAUGCAGCGGCUCUGUGCACGAGGCGGAGAGGAGCGGGGCUGAGAGCACGGCUCCCAGCACCCCUGAGCAAACAGCUGAGUGCCGACAGCCACCUGCUCCCCCAGGGUCCCAGGUGCCUGGACGGGACCCUGGCAGCAUGACUGCAGCCACGGAGGGCAGACAUCAGUCUGCCACCACAAACUGCUUUGGGAGCAGAUCAAGGACACACCGCCUCGCUGCUGGGGCCUCCAGGCAGGGUGCGGGCAGCGGGGAGCAAAGUCCUAACGCACGGAGCCGGCACCGGCAGCUGCCCAAGAGCCCGACACCCAGCAGCAUGGCCAACGGCACUGCCAGCAGCACCGUGAACGGUGAUGUGGUGGGAGCUGCGGACGUGGAAGAGGAAAGGCCAGCUGCGGGGACAGCCACGCUGGCUGCAGCGACGUCGAGCCCAGCUGAGGGCUCUGUUGCUGCAUCCAUCCUUCCUGCCCUGCCUGGCUCCACUGAAGCUGAGGAGGGAGCACCCAGCACCCCGCAGGCACAGACAGCAGUGCAGGCUCAGGACUCUCUGCCUCCCGGGUGGGAGCAGCGGGAGCUGCCAAAUGGUAGAGUCUACUAUGUAGACCACAACAACAAGACCACCACGUGGGAACGACCGCUCCCGCCGGGGUGGGAAAAGCGUGUGGACCCCAGGGGCCGCUAUUACUACGUGGACCACAACACCCGCACCACCACGUGGCAGCGCCCCACAGCCGAGUACGUCCGCAACUAUGAGCAGUGGCAGUCCCAGCGCAGCCAGCUGCAGGGAGCCAUGCAGCAGUUCAGCCAAAGAUUCCUGUACCAGGUGAGAGCCGGGGGCUGGCUGGCAGCAGGAGGCCGUGUGCCCGGGGUGUCCGUGGCGUGGGCAUUGCUGCCCACACAGCUGGGCGGUCUCUUCAGGCCUUGUGGAGAGAGCUGGAGGGGGCAGAGGAGGGGGCUCCCGCUGAGGCUCGGCUGUGAUCUGGCACUGGCUUCUCUGGCAGGCGCCUUUGGAGCCGCUCCAGUGCUGUGCGAGUCACCCUGGCUGUGUUCUGUGAAGUGCAGAGGGAGGGACUCGCGCUCCAAAUUUAGCCUGAUGAAACGAUUGUACUUCUCAUUUUGAGCUUUCUGCUGUGAGCAGCGAUGGCUCCUGCUCUGCCUUUCUCUCCACUGGGACUCUGUGCUUUGCUUUGCCCUCUUGGUCCCAGCGGUGGCUGCCUCCCCUCCUGGUGGCGCAGAGCCCCCUCUGGGCCGUGCUGCAGCAGGGUCCCUCCACAGCAGGCUGCGUGGGAGCAGCACUGCGUGCACCGAGGGGUCUCAUGGCAC